AUGACGCCCGUUUAUUCUCAAUGGAACCUUCCCACCAUCGACAACGCUAGCGCUAACGACAAGCGAGGCCGCGCCGACAACAGUCAUAACACUCAACAAAUUCAACUACAACAGCCGAGCCUUGUCGUCUCUCCAUCCGAUGACCACUCUCACUCUCACUCUCACUCUCACUCUCACUCUCACUCUCAGAAUCAAGGUCAAAGUCGGAAUCUCCAAUCGUCGCCGUUACAUCUUUCUCCACACCAUGCGUACGCACGAGAUAGCGUGCAGACAAUCAAGUCUGCUGUUUCGAGCACGAGAACGUUAAGGAAUAGUGGGAGGUAUGCGCCGAGUGUGUUUACGUUUAACGCGAAUUGGGCUCCUGCGCCGUUGACGUUCUCCACUGGCGCUUCGACUUCGACUUCCGCGGCGUGGGAUCAGCGCUAUCUGCCUCGGCCUUGGACGAACAACGGCGCGAACAAUGGAAUUGAAGUUGCUGGUGAUGGACUUGCUGUUGACGUUGAGCGCGUAUCGCAUCUUGACUUUGACAGUGAUAGCGACGAGGACGGACUUCCCGUGGGUGCGUACAAUUGGCAUUCACAAAGAAGUGGGAAUGGAUUUGGGUAUUUACACGAGGAAGAGGAAGACGAUUACCCAAACUCGCCCGGUCCGACGCCAACUCAGGCUCGCACCAAUCCUUAUCCUUAUCCCUACCCCGGCGCCGACGCUGAUGAUGGCACCGACACCAAUGCUAACUCGCCCGACCCUUAUGCGAUUGCGAAACUCAAUGCUGCGUACCUUGCGAGUUACGGAUACACCAACGGGUUGGGAUACGAGAGGCCUCCAUCCUCUUUAUCUUUAUCAAACCACUCGUCGGACUCGACGUCUUCGCCUUCCGAGUAUUCGAAGUUUUCUUAUCGGGACGAAGAGAAGGCUUACGGUGGACUCGCGGGUGAAUAUCUUUACGAAAAUGCUGCUGGAAAUUCGAAAUUAACGUAUCCCCAUCAAUCCUCCUCAGCAUACCGAAACACGGGAGCACGAUUCCCACCGCCACCACCACACGCAUGGUCCCACUCACUCAACAAAGCGACGAGUGCGUUGUUGUCGUCCCUGUCCCUGGAUACUUCCCUGCGCGAUGACCCGUACGAGGCGUGGGAAGCUUUGUGUUGGGACGAGGCUGCUCCUGAAUCGGAAGUCGGUUCCGUUAAUCUCGACAAUUUCGAUUCGAAUGGGCAGUUUGGUGCUGUUGGCGGUGUUGGUGGUGCUGGCGUUGCUGAGGGAAGGAGAGAAGGGAGGGUAUAUGCGGAUGCGUCGAGGAGAGAUGGCAUGGUUGGUGUUCCGGCAUGGGGUGCCUCUACGAAAGUGCCUUACGAAGACCCUACACAAGAAUGGCGCGAGUUCUUGUCUUCGGAAUCCUUACCGUCGCUAGACCCACCUGUGUUCGCACCGAUAUACGAAGAGGAUGGCGAGACGGAGGUGGACGUCGAUGUCGCUCUUGGCGUCGAUGUCGGUGUUGGUGCAGACGUCAAUAUGCAAACUCACUUGAACUCAAAUUCAACCGAGCUGGCUAACGGUACCUCCACCGCAAUAAAGAGAACGACAACAACUCGAAGUGCCUCUACUUCCGAGUCCGGUUCUCGUUCAAUGGCGACGACCGUUACGGGUGGUACGGGUGGGGAGAGCUCGGAAGAGUGGAUAUCGUUGACGGGUGCGAGGGCGCAGGCUGCGCGGGCGAGGAUAUUGCCUUCGAGAGCUUUUGCAAGAAUGGAUGCUGGGACUGGUGAAUUGGAAGUGCACACUCCAUUACCUACUCAAGCACAAAUGGACACCUCAAUUCUUGCUUCAAGCACGGACGCAUGUGCAGAGUCAUUUCAAACGCAGAUGCAACAGCAUACACGAACACCAGUUGACCCAAUCCUCGUCCGUACGCCUCCCUUACACAUGGCCUACACCUCCAACAAUCCUAAUAGUAACGGAGUCGGGGGAGUUGUGGGUGAGGGAGGGACGUUCGGCGUCGGUCGUGAAUCUCUCGAGCAAUUUGGUAUUAUGAUGGAGGGAAUGGUGGGAGAGGAAGGAGAGACAGCACCUCAUUAUGGAGAGUGUGAGAGGGAUCGGUUGGUUACUAGUUCGAUGUCGAUGUCGAUACCGUUGCCUAUCCCAAUGCCGACGACGAUGGAGGGAGAGGGAAUAAGACAAGGACAAAGGGAAGGAGAAGGAGAGGAGGGAAGAGACCACCCGCCGCCGUAUGAGGCGUCUGUUUGUGCGAGUGGGUUUGAGCUGGGGAUGAGUUUGUCGGUGCCGCAGGGUGCUGGUGAGGAGAGGGAUGAAGAGAGGGAGGCGGGUUCAGAGACUUCCACUGCCCCUGCAAAUACUAGUGCUAUCCCGGAAAGAAGUGCUGGUGUUUCUACACCUCAACCUGCUUCACCGCACCUCCAUCCUCUCACUCAUCCUUCACCAACAUCAACACCAACUCCUCAGGUCACACUCGCACCCCCACAUCCGUCCCCGUCACCUGUCUACGGGCCUGCUCCUGCCUCUGCUUCCAUCUUGACUGGACACAGACACGACGGACACGAACGCACGCGAAGCCAACUAACCUUCCCCACCUCCCCAACCACUACCAACACCACAUCCGACGACUCAUCCAACAGCCAAUACAGUCGACACAGUCGGUAUGGGAGAAGACAGAGCCAAUCAGUACCAACAUUGUUGACCUCUCCUCAUUCUCUGCAUUCUCCUAUUUCGCCUUACUCUCCCCGUUCGCCUCGUUCACCGUAUUCACCUUACUCGCCUUAUUCACCUACAAGUGCCUCGAACGAGACGGAGACUGAGACGACGUUGAUGACUCCCUCGGGUACGAACUCGAAUGCGAAUAUGGUUUUCGCGAGUUUAUUUAGUGGGUCGUCUGGGGUUGGAAUGAGGGGUACAACCGGGAGUGGAAGUGGGAACGGGAUGGUUGGUGGAGAAGGAAUUGGGUACUCACCUGGUCCUGCUUCCGCUUCGUUCAAAGGUAGUCGUGCUGGAGGCGUAUUCGGAAUCGGUAAAGGGGAGAGCGCGAAUGGGAGUGUGAAUGGAGGGAGCAGACCAAACUCACCGUUUAGCAUCCUCUCGCCGAUCACACCUUCUCGAUCUGGCGGGUUUAACCUUAACUUCGGACACCAUACCUCUACCUCUUCGUCGGUAUCCCAAAAAGACAAAGAAAAGGAGAAAGAGAAGCAGAGUUCAAAUUUGAGGGUAGGAGCGAGACCAAGAGGGGCGAGGACUACUGCGGGGACAUGGUUGAGUGCGUCGGCUGCUGGGCCGUAUGAUAGUAGGAUGAGUGCGGGAAGGGCAGGGAGGGUUAGUUCGACUGGGUCUGGGUCGGGUUCUGGAUCUCGUUCAGGUGGGAAUACGAGUUCUGAAGGAGAAGCGGGAGGAAAUGGAAGAGGAGGUGGUGAUGGAGGAAGGAGAGAAGGAUGGACCUCAGCACCUGCUUCUUCCGCCGACUUCAACUUCUACGGACCUGCGAACGGAGGAGUGAGGGUACGAGUUAGUCGGGAGGUGAUUCGGGAGAGUGAGGACGAGCCCGUCGGGAAUCAAAAUCGAAAACGAGAACAAGAAGUAAGAAGAGAAGUAGGUGUAGGUGAGAGACGAGCGAAGACACCUGGACCUACACCCGUCGUCCUUCCCCUACAAAGAGAACGGAGGAAGGAAGAGUGGGAACUUGUCGAACCUCCUUUGAGGGAGAUGUCGAAGUCUACUCCGCCGAUGUUGUUUGGUCCUGGUCCUAGUUCUGGUCCGAAGGGAGUUGGAGUUGUAGGUGGAGGAGCGAGGAACUUGUCGACGAGCUCGUUUACUGUGUUUGCGGACGCUUCUUCACGUGCGAACACGAAGACCGAUCUGGAGGGAGGAUGGAGGUCUUGUUCGGCUGAGGACCUCCCGAGCGAAUCGACUUUCUCCCAACGUCCCCACGAAAGAAAUCAAAAUCAGAAUCAAAACCAGACGCGAAACCGAAGUUCCUCGUCCGUCUCGAACACCAACACCGCUCUCACCACCGCCACUCACAACACAAACAACACGAAUAACACGAACACGAACGCGAGCAAUACGAGUAAUACGAGUAACAGCAGUAGCAAAACACUCCAACGCUUCGCCUCGCGUUGUGGGACGAUCUCGCGUCGGAUUGGUGUCGUUGCUGGUGUGGGCGUUGUUAGUACGAAGGAUUGGUGGAGGACAAAUUGA
This is a messenger RNA of Fomitiporia mediterranea MF3/22, 4200 nucleotides long. RefSeq lists its product as uncharacterized. The transcript is spliced from 2 exons. The record is from RefSeq and is a predicted model, not a curated record. Bases 1 to 4200 code for a protein of 1399 amino acids. Lineage: Eukaryota; Fungi; Basidiomycota; Agaricomycetes; Hymenochaetales; Hymenochaetaceae.